AAACUGCGAGCCCUGUCGGUCAUUCACUUCAACGACCUGAUCGAAUCCAUGGAAGCCACGUCGCAACGCUGGAGAUGGAGCCUGCUGCUGUGGAACUCAUCGGCAGCAUGAUCAUUCGACAGGCGAGGAGCAACCUGGCGUACUCGCGGAUGACGGACUUCAUCGAGGGCGACCCGGAGGCGCUGCUGGUGGUGGAGGUGAUCGCGGACAGCGAGCCUGAACUGAUGGCGAAACUGGAGCGGCUGGAGGCGCGCGUGAAGCGCGAGGGUAUGGGAUACGCGAUGCCACGACUCAUCAAGCCUGCCGACCAGCGAAGGUGUGGGAUGUGCGGAAAGCCGGGCUGGGUCUGA
Molecule: messenger RNA, 350 nt
Organism: Geodia barretti
Lineage: Eukaryota; Metazoa; Porifera; Demospongiae; Tetractinellida; Geodiidae
Source: the annotation of a GenBank genome assembly